AUGAACCGACGUAGUACUCACGAAGGCGACAACCAACCGGUGAAUAAAGACAUCGUGUCGAUAAUACUCGACUCCAUGGAGAAGAGUGGACAGACAAUCACUCCUUCUGACAUUCGUGACAUUGCCUUCGCUGGAAUGAUUGCCGGUCGGGACACUACUGCAGAUGCUCUAAGCUGGUUGAUGCACGAGCUUCAUCACCAUCCACGUGUACUAGAAAACCUGCGCCAAGAACUUACCACAAAACUGCCGAAAUUUGGGGAUUCCGAGAGCUACGUGCCGUCUUUGGACGAAGUUCAGGACCUUCCGUACUUGGAGGCAACGAUUCGGGAGGUUUUGCGCUUGGUUCCUCCUGUUCCAACCAUCCCGUAUCAUUGCUAUCGUGAUACGGUUUUUCCUGAUGGUACAUUCAUUCCCGCAGAUUCUGCGGUGUUGCUGUCUACCUACUCCACCGCUCGACUUGGUUCAGUUUGGGGACCUGAUGCCUCAUCUUUCGUGCCUGAACGAUUUCUUGACGCGAAUUCUGGAGAGUUACUGAAAAUGUCAACGACAGAAUUUGUAGCAUUUAGUGCUGGGUCGCGAGUGUGUGUCGGUCGCAACUUAGCCAUGUUGGAGUUGAAGCUGGUGGUGUCGUGUCUGGUGAGUUACUUUCGGCUGGAAGAAGUGAGCGGCCAGGACGUUACAUACGGAAGUGGCGUAACUAUCAGGAUGAAGAACCCGCUCAUGAUGAAGGUGGAAAAAGUUUCCAGUAGUGGCUGCUGA
This is a messenger RNA of Phytophthora nicotianae INRA-310, 759 nucleotides long. RefSeq lists its product as hypothetical. The transcript has a single exon. Gene Ontology annotation, molecular function: monooxygenase activity; iron ion binding; heme binding. The record is from RefSeq and is a predicted model, not a curated record. The coding region runs from base 1 to 759 and encodes 252 amino acids. Lineage: Eukaryota; Oomycota; Peronosporomycetes; Peronosporales; Peronosporaceae.